CAAUGGACGACGUCCAACAGCAUGUAGCCGAAGUGUUGCACUCAUCCACAACGAGAUUCGUGUUUUAAUUGAGCUAUUUUAACAGUUUCGUACGAAAUUCACAUUUUUUUUAAAAGAACGACAGAUAAGAGAUUCUUCGCCGGAGAUGGGAGUCCCGGCGUUUUUCCGUUGGCUCAGCCGAAAAUAUUCGUCAAUCAUUGUGCACUGUGUGGAGGAGAAGGGGAAAGAAUGUAACGGAGUCCGCAUUCCUGUUGAUACAACCAAGCCAAACCCCAACGAGGUGGAAUUUGACAAUUUGUACUUGGACAUGAAUGGGAUCAUUCACCCUUGUACACAUCCAGAAGAUAAACCCGCUCCCAAAAAUGAGGAUGAGAUGAUGGUGGCCAUUUUCGAGUACAUCGACCGCUUGUUUAAUAUUGUGCGCCCCAGGAGAGUUCUCUACAUGGCCAUUGAUGGAGUGGCUCCACGUGCCAAAAUGAACCAGCAGCGCUCUCGGCGGUUUCGUGCCUCCAAAGAAGGAGUGGAGUUGACGGAGGAGAAAAAUCGCAUGAGGGAGGAGAUCAUCCAGAGAGGAGGUUAUCUUCCACCUGAGGAGAUUAAGGAAAGGUUUGACAGCAACUGCAUCACUCCAGGAACAGAGUUCAUGGACAACCUGGCGCAUUGCCUUCGAUAUUACGUUGCAGAGCGACUCAGCAACGAUCCCGGAUGGAGGAAUGUCACCGUCUUCCUGUCUGAUGCUAGUGUUCCAGGUGAAGGUGAACACAAGAUUAUGGACUUCAUCAGGAGACAGAGAGCUCAACCCAACCACGACCCCAACACACACCACUGCCUGUGUGGAGCCGAUGCUGACCUGAUCAUGCUGGGCCUGGCCACCCAUGAGCCAAACUUCACCAUCAUCAGAGAGGAGUUUAAGCCCAACAAACCCCGGCCCUGCGCACUCUGUGGACAGAUGGGUCACGAAAUCAAAGAUUGCCAGGGAACGGCCAGAGAGAAACAGGGACAGCAUGAUGAAUUCGCAGACACGAUGCCCGUGGCUGAGCAGGAGUUCAUAUUCAUCAGGCUGUGUGUGCUGCGGGAGUACCUCGCCAGAGAGCUGACCAUGGCCAGCCUGCCGUUUCCCUUUGACUUUGAGAGGAGUGUAGACGACUGGGUCUUCAUGUGCUUCUUUGUUGGAAAUGACUUCCUACCUCAUCUGCCGUCCUUAGAAAUCAGGGAGGGAGCGAUAGAUCGGCUGGUCAACAUCUACAAAGACGUUGUGCACAAAACCGGAGGCUACCUGACGCAGAACGGCUACGUCAACCUGGAGCGAGUGGAGAUGAUCAUGCAGGCUGUGGGCGUGGCCGAGGACAACAUCUUCAGGAAACGCAAAGAGGACGAUGAAAGCUUCAAGAGAAGAAUGAAAGAGAAACGAAAGAGGUUGAAAGCAGAGCAGCAGGGUCCCGCCUACCUGACCACGGGCCAGUUCGCCCCUCAUGCUCUGGGGAGAAGAGACCGACCUGAGGCCGUCCACAAUGCUCGGCACCAGGCCUACGACAUGAGGAUGCAGUCCAGGGAGCAACACAACAAGGAUGCUGCUCAGUCUCUGAAGGCCAUGAUGAGGAACGGCGGCAAUUCGUCUGCAGGGCCCAGCGAGGGGGCAGACAGCAGGGGGGUGAAGAGGAAAGCUGAGGACAGUGACAGCGAACCAGAGCCCGAAGACAACGUCAGGUUGUGGGAGGAGGGCUGGAAGCAGAGAUACUACAAGACCAAGUUUGACGUGGACGUAACGGAUGAAGAUUUCCGGAGGAAGGUGGUUCAGUCGUAUGUGGAGGGUCUCUGCUGGGUGCUGCGCUACUACUACCAGGGCUGUGCUUCCUGGAAGUGGUACUUCCCAUUCCACUACGCGCCAUUCGCCUCCGACUUCAAAGACAUCAAAGGGAUGUUCACUGAGUUUGAGACGGGAACCAAACCAUUCAAGCCCCUGGAGCAGCUGAUGGGAGUGUUUCCUGCUGCCAGCGGUAACUUCCUGCCCCAAACGUGGCGAAACCUCAUGACCAGCCCGGUUUCUUCGAUCAUUGACUUCUACCCCGAUGACUUUGCCAUUGAUCUCAACGGCAAGAAAUACGCCUGGCAAGGUGUGGCCCUGUUGCCCUUUGUGGAUGAGCGUCGGUUGAGGGCGGCUCUGGCCGACGUCUACGCUGACCUCACACCCGAGGAAGUGAAAAGAAACAGCCUGGGAAGCGACAUGCUGUUUCUUGGCAAAUCUCACCCGCUCUUCGACUUCAUCCAUGAACUCUACCGUGCAGAAUCUCACGAGGGCACUGAGAUCCCUGCAGAGCUGUGCCAUGGAAUCCAAGGUACAUUAAAUCUUGAUGACGACCCUAUUCUACCAGAUAAGACGGUGACGUCGCCCAUCCCUAUGCUGCGUGACAUUUCCCAGAGCAGUGCGAUUGGAGUGAAGUUCAAGGAUCCCCAGUAUGCAGAAGACUUUGUGUUCAAGGCGGUCCUCCUGCCUGAAGCUAAGAUUCCCAAUAAGGUCCUGAAACCAGGUGACUGGGAGAAGGGGAACAGGGAAUCGUGGAGACCCCAGCUGGGCUUCAACCCAAACAGGCAGCAGGCUCACCUGCACCAGUCCGCCUUCAGGGCUCUGGGCCACAACCUGAACAGAAACCAGCACGGUGGAGGACAGUACAGCAACACCCCACCGCCAAGCAACUACCAGCAAGGAAACUACCGUGCUCCACAGAGCGGCGGCCACCAGCCUUUCCAACAUUCCAGGCAGAACAGUUUGCUGGGAGUGCCUCCCUCCUACCACCAGCCUCAAUAUCCAAGGCAGCAGCAGCAGCAGCAGCAGCAGCAGCAGUACGGAGGUGGGGGUCACGGUUGGGAUCGGGCCGUGCAGUCGCAGCAGUCGGCGUACCAGCAGAACAUGAACCGUGGGCGGGGAGGAGGGGGGCCCGGCGGCUACCAGCAGCACUACGACCACCGCAGGGACGACUGGCACGAUCGCAGGGACGAACGCAGGGACGACCGGGGGCACCAGCAUCAGGGCUACAGCUCUGGCAGAGGUUACCCUCUUCCUCCUCCCUCCAGAAGAUAUAACUGGAAUUAAACUCAAAAUGAUGUUGGACUUGAAGGGGGGGGGGGGUGACGACAAUUUUUAGGAGAAAUAUGUCAUCUUUUUCACUUUAUUGUCUUCUUGUACAAUGAAAUUUUGGGUUUUUUUUUUCCUUUUUAUCCUACUUACAAAAAAGAAAAAAACUUGUUAUGUAACGUGUGAUUUUUAAGAGGAACAGCCUGUAAAACUUGUAAAAUACAAGUGAGUCAAGGACAAAGUGUCCUGCUGUGUUUUAUUUUAUUUUUAUUUUUAUUUUUUUAAUUUUUUUGAGCGAAAUCCCUCCAAAGUGUCCGUGGGUUUUAGAAAGAAAGAGAAAAAAAAACAAAAGAAAACAACUGGUGAAAUAAAGAAUAGCAGUGAUGUAGGAGCUGUAUUUGUUUAGGAAUGAUCUUCUAUAUCUUCACGGAAAGGAAGUGCUUUUUCAAAAUAAACUGUUUGAUUUCCACUUAAAUUUUACUUAUAUUUAAAAGGAAAAAAAAA
Molecule: messenger RNA, 3577 nt
Organism: Xiphias gladius (swordfish)
Lineage: Eukaryota; Metazoa; Chordata; Actinopteri; Istiophoriformes; Xiphiidae
Gene: xrn2
Product: 5'-3' exoribonuclease 2
Exons: 31
Coding region: 146-3091 (981 amino acids)
Biological process (GO): nuclear-transcribed mRNA catabolic process
Cellular component (GO): nucleus
Molecular function (GO): zinc ion binding; RNA binding; 5'-3' RNA exonuclease activity
Source: RefSeq, a predicted model, not a curated record